This is a messenger RNA of Cladocopium goreaui, 468 nucleotides long. NCBI's taxonomy places the organism in Eukaryota, Dinophyceae, Suessiales, Symbiodiniaceae. The record is from the annotation of a GenBank genome assembly.
AUGGCUGCACCACACACGUUGUUGGCGGAGGAAGAUGGCAUUGAGGAGAGUCCCAGACCAGCACCCCGCGUUUGGCCCAUGUGUACCGUGAUGACUGUGGUCACCCUGGCGGCCCUGGCGCUCUUGUCCCAGGCGCCGGGCCAUGGCCUCAGCGGUGCCGCGGCGACGCGCGGCAUGGCGGAGGCCGACGCCGUUGCCGUGCAACGCCUUCAUUCCGGCUGCGCCAUGGAAUGCACUGAGGGCUCCGUGUGCUGCGGCGGCAAGGAGUGCUGCAUGGACGGCGACUCGUGCUGCGGAGGCACCUGUCUCUCCAAAGGCGCCACCUGUUGCCGCGACUCCGAAGAUUUCCCACUGAUGUGCACUCCUGACACCUACUGCUGCGGCAAAGAUACGACCAUCGCCCUCUGUUGCACAACGGGCUGCAAGAAGAGCGUUUUCGGCUCUGAGAUGUGCGAAGAUUUGAACUAA